Molecule: messenger RNA, 3507 nt
Organism: Lentinula edodes (shiitake mushroom)
Lineage: Eukaryota; Fungi; Basidiomycota; Agaricomycetes; Agaricales; Omphalotaceae
Exons: 6
Coding region: 1-3507 (1168 amino acids)
Biological process (GO): intracellular signal transduction; protein phosphorylation
Molecular function (GO): ATP binding; protein serine/threonine kinase activity
Source: RefSeq, a predicted model, not a curated record
AUGCUGCUACGGAAACCAACUCAUGCCGGGGGAUCGCCUACACCGUCAUCCGCACGCCUUUUUUCUGAACUCGACGGCUUUUCUUCUGUACCAUCACCUUCGAUAUCUCCACCUCCAGUCCCAGUCAGCCCGCAGAGCAAGACUCACGCAUUCUUUUCCUCGCCAUUUUCUACUACCCCGCCCAGUCCUUUAUUACCACCAAGAAAAGUACCGGUCGAUGAAAGAAACGGAUCUGCCUCCAAUGUCAAUCGAUACCCUGAAAGAGCGACACCUCCAAGAUCUCUUACAGCCGACUUUUUCUCUACCAGUCCUUCUCUUGCUGCUGCUCCUCCAAAGUCAUCCCCCGCACCCAGGCGAAAGUUUCUUAAUCUGCAGCUGAACGGGGAGGAAGUUCGACACAUGACUCCCGUUACAUUGGCAGGAGCUUUUGCAUCUACACCCACACCUACAGAAAGCCGAGAUCAAUUUGAUUUCAUAGGAGAUAAACCCUCAUUCAACUCAGAGACCCGUAGCCAUUCGUCUUCAUGGUCUGAACAUCUGAACGAGCCAACACCAAAACCUCCCCCAAAAUCGCCUUCGCUUGUACACUAUCAUGGACGAGGCCCAAACGGAUCUUCAUUCGAUGUUCAGCAACUUCCAUCUUUCGUCAUUCCCACUUUGGGUGCAGAACCUGACGCAGAGGUUCUUUCCACGUCCCCUUCAUUUUCGCACCUUCCUUCAUUAGGCUUGACGGCAGCACAAGGGUUAUCAGCUUAUCCAUCUCGACCCACGUCAUCACAUUCCCUUCAUUCUGCUGUAUCGCAAGUCUCGCAAGAACUAAACACCAGUAUGACGCAUUCUCUAGGCGAACCGGAUCUCGGCGAAGGUAUUUUUUACCCAGCAGGAGAGGAGGAGCUUGCCUCGGGGAUGAUUAUUCGGUCAUUUCUACCUUCCCAAAGUGAAUCAAAGAAACUUUCUGGUGUGAUGCAGCCUUUAUCUGUAUCCACUGCAUCAUCGAAUUCAUCUGCAUACUCCAAAAACAUGGCUUCUGUUCCCGUAACGUUACGGCUCAGCCGUGCCUUAGGCCAGGGAACAUUCUCUUCCGUCUGGUUGGCCGAAGAUUUGUCUCCUACCUCGCUUCUGUUGAGAUCAAGGAAAAGCUUGAAGAAUCUUAAAAGAAAGAGUACGAUGGAUCUGAAGGCGAACUUGGACUAUGGUGGUACCAGUAGAAGCAAUCAACCUGCAGACCCCCUUCUCAUGAGGCGCCUGCGAGGAGGAGUCAGUGGAACCCGACCUGGAGGGGCCUCUGCGUCAUCUAGUCAAGGUAGCACUGACGAUGCUAUACAUGUCUCUAUAGCCAUGGGUAGACAAGGGACUCUGAUGCCUUCUCCUGCACCGCCGUCGACGUCCACAGUUCCUUCUCCGAAUACCGCAACUAAUAGUCUUUCACUUGAUUUGCCCCCUGCGCUUAUUCCUGGCCACCCAAGCUAUUCAAUGUCUCCACCUCUAGUGUCAUCAUCGCGACUAGGGCUAGGUCUCCCGUUCGAACAAGAUCGUAUCUCCUCCGCGUCUUCCGCACGCAGCGUGUAUCUCGAGUUCCAAGAUGAACACAUCGGGUUGAAGUCGCCUGAUUUAUACAGCGAUAGACUGUCUAUCAUCGGUCUAGAUGUUCCUCAUCAUGAUUAUCAGAACAACUCUGUGUCCCGCGCUUCCAGUGUAUCGUGGAAGUCGUCUGUCUCGUCCGAUGAAGGGCAGGACGGGGGCGCAGAGGAUGGUUCGGUUUGUCGGUCCAGCUCGACUCGUUCGAAUUUGAGCACGCGGAGCUAUCAGAAUGGGGGUCGCCAUGGCUUAGCGUCGCGCCGGAGUUCUACGAAGUCGUCUGUGAGACGCGACCGGUCGAGAUUAAGGUCUAGGUUGGUUGCUGUCAAGUUGACAUCGAGGGGUGUCAUCGAGGAACGAGAGAGAGUACCUGGUCAGGUGUUGAGCCGUCAAGAGAAAAUGGAAGAAGAGGAAAGAGCAAGGGAAAGAGAUCGAACCAGGGUUAGUUUUGUUAGAGAGGUUGAGGUUAUGAAGCAUAUCUCUCACCCGAACAUAACGCCGUUACUAUCGCACCUUACGACUCGCACACAUCACGUCCUUGUGCUUCCAUACCUUCCUGGAGGUGAUCUUUUGGGGUUAGUCAACGAUGAAACUACCUGGAAUAACCUCGGUGAAAAUACAUUGCGAAGAAUAUUUUCGGAGCUUUGUAAGGCCGUAGGAUGGUUACAUGGUGUCGGUCUAGUUCAUAGAGAUAUUAAAUUAGAAAAUAUUUUAUUAACCGUAUCAUUGAGUCCUCAGCCAUUAGAUACACCCGGAUCGGGGUCAACAAUGAACGGGGUAAUGCUGACAGAAGGAAAUACGACUGCCUCACCCACAAAUUACUCGUUCUCUGCCUCCUCGCAGUCAACACCAUCAUCACCAACAUCUGACUUUCACAGUUCGUCAGUGCCUCCAUCUUCCGCAACAAAACUUCCCACGCCUCCUCAACCGCUCAUCAAAUUGACUGAUUUCGGCUUAUCAAGGUUCAUCGAUCCCGCCAAUCCCUUACUAACUACACGUUGUGGGAGCGAGGCAUAUGCUGCUCCAGAGCUUGUAGUUAGCGGUGGUCGAGCCGGUGUAGCGAGCAGCACCAAAUCACCUUGGUUCAUGGAGGACGAGGCUGCUGGGUAUGCACACGAGACUGACUCUGAGAGCGAAAAUGCAGGCGGGUACGACGCCCGCGAAACCGAUGCCUGGGCGUGUGGUGUUGUCCUAUAUGCACUUGUUGCAAGGAGGCUUCCAUUUGGGGAAGGACCCGGGGAGACUUUGGGUGCAGGACAGAUCACCGGUGAAGGUGGGCUUAUCAGAGGGUUCAGUCCGAUGGAAAGGAGACAGUGGUUGAUGAAGAUCGCGAGAGGCGAAUGGCAUUGGCCAGGGAUGGAGAUGAACUCGAAAGCUAUGAUGAGUUCUGAACUUCAUGGUUCUGACCUUGUUCGUAGUGUCGGUGCAAAGCGUGCUGUUGCAAAAUUGCUGGUGAGAGAUCCUAGUCGACGAGCAAGGAUCAAGGACUUCUGGAAUGAUGAAUGGGUCCAAAAUUUUCCCGUCGACGGAAGGGAUAGUAUUGAUGGAUUACCAUCGGAUUCGGAUUUCUACUCACCCUAUAUCCCCGACGUUCCCAGCAUCCCCAGUCUGCAUGAAUUUACGAAUGUAUCAUCACAAUUUUCUUCUGGCCAUCCAAAUCUAUAUUCAACAAGUUUGUCAGGCCUUCCUCCUCAGUUCGGAAGGCCUUCUGUUUCCGAUAACGUCUUUGCCAGUACUCACGAAGAUGAUGAUGAUGAAUUUGACAACGACCGCAGGGAGAAUCAAGAGGUCGAAGUCAAUGGUGAUGAUGAUCCAGGGAGCGCAACCGCAGAUGAAGAUGACGAGCUUGAGGAAGAAGAAGAUGGAGAGGGUUGGUUGGUGGACAAGGACAGCAUCAACCACAUUGCAAGAUCUGAAGUGCCUAGAUGA